Messenger RNA from Monoraphidium neglectum, 774 nucleotides. RefSeq lists its product as hypothetical. The record is from RefSeq and is a predicted model, not a curated record. NCBI's taxonomy places the organism in Eukaryota, Viridiplantae, Chlorophyta, Chlorophyceae, Sphaeropleales, Selenastraceae. Gene Ontology annotation, biological process: alternative mRNA splicing, via spliceosome. Gene Ontology annotation, molecular function: ribonucleoprotein complex binding; protein binding. Gene Ontology annotation, cellular component: cytoplasm; nuclear body. The annotation marks the transcript as partial. The transcript has a single exon.
GAGCCGGCGCCGGCGCCAGCAGCGGCGCCGCCGCCGCUACCGCCCGCGCCCGCGCCCGCUGCGGCGGCUGCCCCGCCGCAGCCCACGGCAGCGCCGAUCCCCGUCGCCCCCUCGGCGCCACUGCCAGAGGGGUGGCACGAGGCCAUAGACCCGACCUACAACCACCCCUACUGGUACAACCCCUCCACCGGCGAGCGCUCCUGGACCCGGCCCGCGCCGCCUGCUCCCGCGCCCGCCCCCGCGCCCCAGCCGGGUGCGGGGCUGCCGCCCGGCUGGGCGCAGGGCGUGGACCCCGGGUCUGGGCAGACCUAUUAUUACAACGCAUCGCAGGGCGUCACGCAGUGGGAGCCGCCCGCGGCGCCGGCGGCGGAAUUCGAAAAGGCGGACACCUUUGAGGGCGCGCGGCCCGGCUUUGUCUUCAAGCGCGGGCCCAAGGGCGUCGGAUACUACCGGGACCGCAGGCCGGCGGUGGCGGCGGCUGUAGCACCCCAAGCGCCGCGGCCGCUGGCCCACGCAGGCAGCGCGGCGGCGGCGGCGGCGGCGCCCCCCGCCGCCGCCGCGGACGACCGCGGGCCCCGCAAGACGCGGCUGGAGCAGAUCGCCGAGGCGCAGGCGGCGCGCAACGCCGCGCUCCGCGGCGGCGGCGGGGGCGGUGGCGGCGGCGCCAGGCGGGGGCGGGGGAAGGGGGAGGAGGUCGACCCGAUGGACCCGUCGGCCUACAGCGACGCGCCGCGCGGCAAGUGGAGCAGCGGCCUGGAGAGCAGCAGGGAGUGA